AUGACGGCAAAGAAGAUGCCAGACAAGACAGAUGAAGAGGGGGAGAAGAUGAGGGAGUGCCUUUCCAUUCACAUUGGCCAAGCUGGCAUCCAGAUUGGGGAUGCUUGUUGGGAACUCUAUUGCCUGGAACAUGGAAUCCAGCCAGAUGGUGGUGUUCUCGACAGUAAAAAGGAUCAGUUGGAUGAUGCUAACGUGGAGCACAUGGAUGCAUCUUUCGAUACCUUCUUUUGUGAGACCAGAGCUGGGAAGUAUGUGCCCAGAGCACUCUUCGUGGACCUGGAGCCAACCGUUGUAGAUGGGAUCCGUACAGGCAAGUACCGCUCACUCUUCCACCCAGAGCAGCUUGUUAGUGGAAAGGAAGAUGCUGCAAACAACUACGCCCGAGGUCACUACUCUGUGGGGUCGGAGAUCAUCGACCUUGUGCUAGAGAGGAUCCGAAAGCUGGCAAAACAGUGCAGUGGACUUCAAGGAUUUUUGAUUUUCCGAAGCUUUGGAGGAGGCACUGGCUCAGGAUUUACAUCUCUGUUAAUGGAGCAGCUCUCGAUAGAAUAUAGCAGGAAGACUAAAUUGGAGUUCUCUGUCUAUCCAGCCCCUAGGAUCUCCACUGCUGUCGUAGAGCCUUACAACUCCAUCCUCACCACCCAUUCCACCAUAGAGCACUCAGACUGUUCCUUCAUGGUGGACAAUGAAGCCAUCUUUGACAUAUGCCAUCGUAAACUUGGUGUGGAACGCCCCUCUUACGCCAGCAUUAAUAGGCUGAUAGGUCAAGCUGUAUCUUCCAUUACUGCAUCCCUCCGGUUUAAGGGGCCCUUGAAUGUGGACCUAAUUGAAUUCCAGACCAACCUGGUACCUUAUCCGAGAAUACAUUUCCCCAUGACCACCUUUGCCCCCAUCAUCUCUGCUGACAAAGCCUACCACGAGGAGCUCUCCGUGUCAGACAUCACUGCGGCUUGCUUUGAGUUCUCCAACCAGCUGGUCAAGUGUGAUCCUCGACUGGGGAAGUACAUGGCCUGCUGCCUACUCUACAGAGGGGAUGUGGUCCCUAAGGAUGUGAAUGCAGCGAUUGCAGCCAUGAAGUCAAGGAACUCUGUUCGGUUUGUAGAUUGGUGUCCAACUGGUUUCAAGGUAGGCAUCAACAAUCAACCCCCCGUGGCGAUGCCAGGAGGGGACCUGGCCAAGGUCCAGAGGGCUGUCUGCAUGCUGAGCAACACCACAGCAAUUGUGGAGGCCUGGGCCCGCCUGGACCACAAGUUUGACCUCAUGUAUGCCAAGAGGGCAUUUCUACAUUGGUACAUCAGAGAAGGCAUGGAAGAAGGCGAGUUCUCAGAAGCCAGGGAAGAUUUGGCAGCCCUGGAGAAGGAUUAUGAAGAAGUGGGGCAAAGUUUCUGA
Equus quagga is the source of this 1389-nucleotide messenger RNA. RefSeq names its product tubulin alpha like 3 (gene TUBAL3). Gene Ontology annotation, biological process: microtubule cytoskeleton organization; mitotic cell cycle. The record is from RefSeq and is a predicted model, not a curated record. Gene Ontology annotation, molecular function: GTP binding; structural constituent of cytoskeleton. The coding region runs from base 1 to 1389 and encodes 462 amino acids. NCBI's taxonomy places the organism in Eukaryota, Metazoa, Chordata, Mammalia, Perissodactyla, Equidae. The transcript has 4 exons. Gene Ontology annotation, cellular component: microtubule; cytoplasm.